Molecule: messenger RNA, 3440 nt
Organism: Amoebophrya sp. A120
Lineage: Eukaryota; Dinophyceae; Syndiniales; Amoebophryaceae
Source: the annotation of a GenBank genome assembly
GUUAAUAUAGAAGCUGAUACAAUUACAACAGCCGCACGAAGACCGUCUCUCUGUUGUACAACACCAUUAAAAAAGAACCCGAAAAACUAAGAAAUCAUGCAACACCUCGGACGUCGUUUGUCUGGUUUGCAAAAAGCAGCCUCGUCCUCCUCGUCCAGUCGCUCGUUCUCAACGUUGGUCGUGACCGCAGGCGACGCGCAGGCUGGACUCGCCCCGGCCACACAGCACGUGAUUUCCGCCGCCAAAGUAUUGGGGAACGACAUCAGCUUCUUGGCGACCAGUAAGGAGGCAGCGGAGAAAGCCGCGGCCUACGGGGGGAAGACGUACUUGGCAGAGGGAGCAAGGACGGCGGAUGCACUGUAUAUUUUUAUAGACUAUAUUUUUAUAGACUAUAGACAGAUAAGGACUUGACUCAAAAGCUGUAGAGGAGAGUUGCGAAACCCUUAAACAGGCUCUAAAGUUGCGGCUCAACCUGCAGCAAACCUGGAGCAAACCCCUAGGGCUUUUAGAAAUGGCGCAGCUUUCUACUCGCGAAUGCGCACGCUAUUCGACCCAAAAGAUGGAGGUCGACCCGUAGGGAACAAGCAAAAAUCACGAAAAGCGCGACACUUUGGAAGCGCUGAACCUGCAUGCUAUUACGACAAAGCCUGGAGCUUUUCUGGGGCUCGAGCUCUAGAGCUUUGCAUAUAUUUGCGCUCUUAUUUUUCGAAAGCGCGUGCUGCUGUGCGAAAUAUUUCCGAUAAAUUCUACGACUUGGGCUGUAGGGGUUCAGCGCGAUGAGCGACAAAGAAACCCCUGGGCGCUGCAAAAAUAGCCCGAGCCCUACACGCAGCGACAACCCCCGCGCUCAGAAGAGAGCCCCUUGUCGCCUUCAAUAUGCAAGCGCCCCUCGCCCAGUGUGGUGCGCCCUGCUGCUGGUGGCGGCAGCCCUUGCCCCUGCGUGCAGGCACCUGCCACGUCGCCCUGGCAGCAUUUCUCGCUCUUUGCGUUGGGUCCUGCCCCUCGCAGUAACUCUUGUCCCUCGCAGUAGCUCUUGCCCCUCGCAGUAAGUCUUGCCCCUGCGCAUACGCCUUGCCCCUGAUAGGACUUCUUGCCCUUUGUAGUACUAGCACCCCUUGCCCCUGCCUCGCAGAACAUCUCGCCCCUGCAGGCACAUCUUGUCCCUGAUAAGGGAGCAAGAGCCACUCACACGGCGCAGAGUUUUAAAAACCACGAUCACAAACUUGGCAGAGGGAGCAAGGACGGCGGACGCACUGUAUAUUUUUACAUUAUGCCUUGGACGGUCGUUAGCGUACAGAAGGGUGAAUUUGCAGUGAAUUUGUAUUGCAUGACUUGCAUUUACUUCAAAAGAGAAGUGCGCUGCGUGGUAAAGGGCUGGACACGAGCCCAAGCAGCUCACGCAGCGUGAAGGGCUGGUCGGCGCCAGGUGGCACUUGCAGCACCGAAAAAAGCGGUCUUACGGGGCCCGCCGGACCGUGUAGUGCAUAACCAAAGAAGGUGGAUCGUGGGGCACUUGUUCAUCUGCGCGUUCACCUCAGAAGUUCCUCUCUGAAAUGGUCGAAAGGGAGGGCGACGCCUGAACACAGGGGCACGAGUUCAACGCGUACGCUCUCGCGAGUUGUGGUUUGGAAUUGGAUAUCUGGGAGUAGCCUCGGGUGGAAGGGAAGGCACGACUCGGCCGCGGGCACUAGUUUGCUUCGCCUGCUGUGCUCGGCUUACAACUCCCCAGGUGUUUUUUGCCUCCGGAGCAAGUCUUAUUCGACGUGACCCCCAGGUCAAGAAUUCCCUGGGUGAAUUUUCAGGCUUUUUGUUUUUGCGACACUUUCUGGAAGCCCCAAAACCCGGAGUUUCUCAUGCGCCAGCGCAUUUUGAACAGGAGCCGGAAGACAAAAUUCACCGGCGUCCUUUCCAAAAUUCACCCCAAAAUUCACCGAGCGCCACUUUUCGACCGUGAUAAGCAAAGUUUAGCGCAGAAAAGUGCUCAAAAAAACGCACAAGUAGACCCUGGGAAGUGGGGCCGAGGGGAAAAGACAGGCGCCCGCUGUUGCCCUUAGCGCCUCUACAUUCUGCCGAAAAGGCCUGGAGAGUUCACGCGCCUGCCGGAUAGACGCGCCAAAGCUCUCGGCCGGGUCCUUUUCACUUGGCAGAGGGAGCAAGGACGGCGGACGCACUGUAUAAUUUUACAGUGCUUUGUUUUGGUCCUCUCGUGGUUUUUAAAACUAGCAAUAGAGUAUGUUCGGUUUGAUGUCCGAAACGGAAUCUUCUCCACUCGGAACUGUCAUGCUUGUAACAAGUACAACGAAGCCUGCCAAUACUACUAAUAAAUACAACAGCGCCCCUGUGAUAGCGGACCUGCAAAAAGCACACGGCUUCAAGCACAUACUCGCCGCCUCCGGAGAUGUUGGAAGGGACUGCCUGCCCCGGGUGGGCGCUCUGCUCGACGUGCAGCCCGUGAGCGACAUUUUGGAAAUUUUGGGCGACAAAAAGUUCAAAAGACCCAUGUACGCGGGGAAUGCGAUAGCCACGGUGGAAGUCACGGACGACGUCGUUUUGGCGACCGUAAGACCAACUGCUUUCCCGCCCGCGGCUGCAGAGGGAGGGGGAGGUGCUGAAUAGUAGAUGUUUCUUGGUUUUCGUGAUCUACUUAUGUUGAAUCAAUUUCCUGUUUGCUCCAUCCAAGCACCUGCUCCUCACAUGAUGGUAUGAUAAAUGAUGAUGAGCGCGCUGUUCGUGUUCUUGCAGUUUCCAGCAUGGCAAGUUCGACGAUUCUUGAGCCUCACACGUACAUAUAAUAUAUAUUGUUACAACUACAGGUGCUAUCGAAGACGUCUCCGUCCCUUCCUGCAAGUCCGAAUUUGUCUCCGAGUCCACGAAAACCGACGACAAGCCGCAACUCGGCUCUGCGAACGUCGUGGUCGCUGGUGGCCGAGCCUUGCAGUCAUCGGAAAAUUUCGACAACGUUUUGCAACCGCUCUGUGACAAGAUGACGGCGGCGAUGGGCGCCAGUCGAGCGGCCGUAGACGCAGGGUAUGUGCCCAACGACAUGCAGGUAAGCGUAAGUAAGGAACAUAGGCUCGUGCUGUCAACAUUCUCAAAACGUGUAGGAGACAGACGCAAACAUCCUCAUCCCCUACAUGAAAAUGCAUUUAAUUUUACGGAGCAAUCUUCUGAGGCGGGUCUGAGUUGUCUCAUCAACCACAUGAUAUGCGCGGUACUUACAUCAAAUCUAUCAGGUGGGCCAAACCGGGAAAGUUGUCGCCCCGGACUGCUACGUGGCGGUCGGAAUUUCCGGCGCCAUCCAACACCUCGCGGGAAUGAAGGACAGCAAGACCAUCGUGGCGAUCAAUAAGGACCCCGAUGCGCCGAUUUUUUCUAUUGCGGACUACGGACUGGUAGCGGAUUUGUUCGAGGCGGUUCCGGAAAUGACAAAGAAAAUCUAA